GGCUCAUCAUGCGGAUGUGGCUCCUGUGUCUGUGGACCAGCUGGAUGUUGGGCGCAGCGUUGCAGCCUCCUCAGCGGGAGGAAGGAGGCGUGCAGCCCGGCGACCAGCCCCACAUGGACCCGGAGGGGUUCCGGCCCGGGUCCCGGAGGCAGAGCCGUUUGCAGCGGGAGGAAAGUGAGCCGGGAGAGGCUGCAGGGAAGUCCGGGGCCCGCAGGAAAGCUGCUCUGAGCGGUCCUCGUGUUUGUGGAGGUCGAUGUUGUCCCGGUUGGACUUUGUCACCUAAAACCCGGAGAUGCACCAAGCCCAGAUGUGCUCCUCCUUGCCGUAACGGAGCAUCGUGUCGACUUUCCAACAGCUGUCUGUGCAGGAAAGGUUUCCAUGGCGUUCGCUGCCAAUUCUCCAAAGUCCUACUUCCUGGGGGAGGGCCUCCAGCGACCUCCGGCCUUCCCACUGGUCAACCUGCCUCGACCACAGGAAGAAACCCUGAGCCGACAGAUUCAGGUCCAAAGCCACCAAACGAUAAAGACUCUGGUCUCCUGAAGUCUGGAAGUUCAGCAGAUCAAAGUGAGGGCAUGGAUCCAGGAGACGGUACCGGCCGGUUUCUGACACCAAAGAAGAACCAAGCCUCUUCAGGAAGCACGGCUCCGACGAGGAGCGAUCCAGAUCCAGAGAGGCAGAGAACAGUUUCAGAACAUGUUGUCCUGGAGGCGAAGGCCCAAACUAAAGGAGAACACAGGAACCCACACAGACCUGAAUCCCUGGCGCUGAAAUCAAGUCUGGGAGACAAAGAGGAAGUAGCAGGAGCCUCUGAGAGGAGGCCAGAGGAGAUGAAGUGGCAGACCCCGAGUCUGAGGGAGGCCCAGUCAGUCCUGCUGAGAAACACUUUAUCACCAGGAGGAAGAGGAGGCAACAUGGCCGCUCUGUUGAUGAAGCACAUCACAAGAGAGAAGAGGAAGCUACGUACCAUGACAUCUUCAUACAACUCCUCUUCCUCAGUGAAAACCAGCAUGAGGACCUUCCACAGCCAGAGGGGACGGUACUCCGUCCACCGCUCUCUUCCCAAAGUCCUCUGUCCUCUGCUCUGUAAGAACGGAGGCGUCUGUCUGCAGAAGGAUCGCUGCCUAUGCCCGGCUAACUUCACCGGCAAGUUCUGCCAGAUUCCCCUCACUCCUUCAGCCGCCGGGCCCGCCGCCGCCUCGCCCGCCUCGCCCGCCUCCACCAAUGAGAUAGUCAAACCGGUGCACCUGUCUGCCGCGGCAGCCAAUCAGGAGCUGACACAGUCUGAGUUCCUGCUGCCGCUGGGGCAGAACCAGGAGGCGCCUCGGUCCACAGACCCCCGCAUGGUGAAGGUCAGAGUUCAGCACCCCCCCGAGGCCAGUGUGAAGAUCCACCAGGUGAUGAAGGUUUCUGGGUCCAGUCCUUCCCUGCGGACCCUCUCUUCCUCCUCCUCCUCCUCUUCCUCAUUCUCCUCCUCGGGCUCGGCUGGCGCUCCUGCACCGGCUCCAGUUCCAGCAGCGGGCGGAGGAAUCCAGGCCCAGACUCUGAGGGCCAGUGGUACCUACAACCUGCAGUCUGGCUUCAAGUACUGCUUCAGAGAAGUCAAAGAUGGACAGUGCAGCUCUCCACUUCCUGGUCUGAGGAGCAGGGAGGUGUGCUGCAGAGGAAUCGGGAAGGCGUGGGGCCUCACCGACUGCACUCUCUGUCCUGAAAUCCCAGGUCAAAGCAACAGCAGCUGUCCGGUCGGGUUGGAGCGAAUCAAUGGAUCGCAGUGUGUUGAUGUGAAUGAGUGCCUCCAGCCGGGGCUGUGUGAGAACGGCAUCUGUGUGAACACCAGGGGAAGCUAUAGCUGUGUGUGUCGGUUGGGGUUCAUCCUCGACGCCACACAUGGAGUCUGCAUCUCACAAAGCGUGAUCUCAGAGGAGAAGGGCCAGUGUUACCGGGUGGUGGGCUCGGGUCUGGGCCCGUCUUCCUGCUCCCUGCCCAUCGGCCGGAACAUCACCAAGCAGAUCUGCUGCUGCAGCCGCGUGGGGAAGGCCUGGGGACCCGGCUGCCAGAGAUGCCCCUACUUUGGUUCAGUCGCCUUUAAGGAGAUCUGUCCAGCCGGUCCCGGUUACCAUUACUCCGCCUCGACUCUGCAGUUCAGCCAGAGAGCGGACGGCGCCGCGUCCAGCCAGGGAGCUCUGAAGCCACUGCCGGACCUCACAGGGUCCAGUAGAGGUGGAGCCUCCAGUUCUCAGCAGAGACCCGCCUCCUCCGGUUCAUCGGCUGCUGCCAGACCCAGUCCUCGUCAGCCCGAGGUCCGACCCGCACCGCAGCCUCAGCCCAGCCUGACCGCCGGCUCUUCGUCCUCCAGACCGCCGCAGCCUGCCGGGUCUGCAGCCGGGGCUUCUCAGGACACACUGGGGCCCCAGCAGCGCCGGCCCAACCCGCUGCCAGCCAGACCUCAGCUUCCCUCCACUGAUAAUCGAGCUUAUCAGCCUCCCUCUGGAUCCCGACCCGACCCACCACCAGGACGAGGGGACUCUCUGCAGCCUCCUGCCCCGCCUCAGACCUCAGAUAGAUCCAGACCCGGCGGAGAGCUGCCCAGUCUAGAGAGGCGCCCGGCUGUGAGCCCGACGAGCCGCCCCACCCGAGUCCAGACUGUUCGGGGCGCGUGUGAGAGCAGACCAGGUGUGUGUGGGCGUGGCCGCUGCGUGGAUCAGCCAGGUGGGAGACACACCUGCGAGUGCCAUGAGGGAUACCAGCCCAACGCUCAGCGCAGCCACUGUUACGAUGUGGAUGAGUGUCUGCAGAACCCCUGCAGUUACGGUCACUGUGAGAACACACCUGGGAGCUACAGGUGUGUCUGUCGCCAUGGUUACAGGCUUAUUGGGAACACCUGCGAAGACGUGGACGAGUGCGUGGAUCCUCUGCGGUGUCCCGGACAGGAAUGCGUCAACACUCCAGGUUCCUACCGCUGCUCAUCCUGCCAGCCGGGAUUCGGGCUGCUCAACGGGCUCUGCACAGACAUAGACGAGUGUCGGCAAUCUCCGUGCUCCAACGGCCCCUGUGAGAACACACCUGGGAGCUAUCGCUGUGUCUGUCGCCAUGGUUACAGGCUGCACAACAACACCUGCACAGACGUAGACGAGUGUGAGGAGCCGUCUCAGUGUCCUGGCCAGAUGUGCGUGAACUCUGUGGGAUCCUACAGGUGUGUGUCGUGUCGUCCAGGAUACACGCUGACCAACAGACAGUGUACAGACGUGGACGAGUGUGCGAGCGCCGGCGCGUGUGAAGCGGAGCAGGUGUGCGUUAACACCGUUGGCUCGUUCAGGUGCGACUGUCGGCCCGGAUACCGAAGCUCAGGCCUGGGGAGGCAGUGCAGAGACAUUAACGAGUGUCUGGAGGGGGACUUCUGUUUCUCCAGAGGGGAGUGCGUGAACACACCUGGAUCAUACACCUGUGUGUGCUCGCUAGGAUUCCUGCUGAAUGAGAACAGGACGGCCUGCCUCGACGUGGACGAGUGCGUGAGGCCUGGCGUGUGUGCAGACGGCCGCUGUGUGAACACUGAAGGGUCCUUUGAGUGUCGAUGUGAAAACGGUUUCACCACCAACCCUGAGAGGACUGCCUGCCUCGAUGUGGAUGAGUGCGUCUCAUCCGGCGGUUCUGUUUGUGCGUCGCAGCGAUGUGAGAACACGAUCGGCUCGUUCCGGUGCCUCGCCUCCUGUGAGGCAGGUUAUCAGGUGACAGCGGACGGCAGCUGUGUGGACGAGGACGAAUGUGCGUCUCAGCCGGCCGUGUGCGGCUCGGCCCGUUGUGAGAACACGGAGGGAAGCUUUACGUGUAAAUGUGACGGAGCGACGGACGUCUUUGACUCCUCAGCCAGAGAGUGCGUGAGUCCUGUGAGGCCAGCAUCAGAGACUCUUCCUGACCUCAGACACUCUUCCUCGUCUUCCUCGUCUUCCUCGGGCUUCCAAACCAGCACGGUGGACGUUGUGCCGGUGCUGACCCAGCUGACUGCGGCCCGGCCCGGGGAGCUGAGGGAGUGUUACUACAACCUGGGCGACCAGGGCGGCUGCAGCCUGCUGACCGCCAACGUCAGCCAGCAGGAGUGCUGUUGCACCAUGGGAGAGGGCUGGGGGCUGGGAUGCCAGUACCACACCUGUCCACCUGGAGACACAGCCGAGUUUCUGUCUCUCUGUCCCAACGGGAGAGGAUAUGUGACAUCAGGAUCUGGAGCCUUCAGCUACACAGACGUAGACGAGUGUAAGCGCUUCCAGCCGGAGGUGUGUAAGAACGGCGUGUGUGUCAACAACAUCCCGGGCUACAGAUGCUACUGCUCCAGUGGGUUUGUCUACAACAGCGCGCUGCUGGAGUGCGUCGAUUACGACGAGUGUGAGGAGGAGACGUGCGUCGGGGGUGUGUGCGUGAACACGGUGGGCUCGUAUCACUGCAGCUGCCCGCCUCCCAUGGUGCUGGACGACACUCAGAGAAACUGUGUGAACGCCUCCCACCUCACUGUGGAUGAGAACCUGUCUGUGUGCUGGCAGCACGUUAGCGCCGACCUGCUGUGUCAGAGUCCUCUGCUUGGAGGCCAGGUCACCUUCAUCGACUGCUGCUGUUUGUACGGGGAGGGCUGGGGCAUGGGCUGCGCUCUCUGCCCCGCCACUGACUCAGACGACUACGCCUCUCUGUGCAGCUCAUAUUCUGCAGCUACGUACCAAAGCAGAUUCCCAGACUCAGCCGGACCAGAAGCUGGACCCGGACGAGGAGCUCCUCCUUACAGUCCAGAGUUCUUCUCUCCACCAGUGCUGCCCGGCAGAGGGUUCAGUGGUCCUGACUAUGACGACUACUCUCCAGCAGGGGGCAGCAGGUCAGGAUUCGGGGGCAGGACUCCGGGCUCCUUUGCUCCGCCAGAUGAAUCCUAUCGUGGGUCUGAGUUCAGUCCUGGUUACUACCCAGAAGGAGACUACGGCUCUCCUGAAGGCUCCCUGCCCAGAGCACCGACCUUCAGGCUCCCUCCGGACCCCAGAGCCGACAUUGCAUAUGGGGUGCGGCCUCUACUUCCAUCCCGGCCCGACUCGCCUCCGCUGAACCUGGCACCGUACGAAGACCGGGAGGAGGAGGAGGAAGACGUGGGGACGUGGAGGCAGGGCCCGCCCUUUCCUCCCUUCACUGACAGGAGCGCAGAAGGAGGCGGAGGACCGCCACGGAGGCUGUAUGAGAGGCGUUAUGAGACCCACGCCGGGCUGAACGCAGCAGAGGAGUGUGGCAUUCUGCACGGCUGUGAGAACGGCCAGUGCAUCCGCGUGGCCGAGGGUUACACCUGCGACUGCUACCUGGGCUUUGAGCUGGACAUGACCUCCAUGACCUGCAUCGACAUAAACGAGUGUGAGGACAGCGCUGGCCUGCAGUUCCCGUGCGUCAACGCUCGCUGCGUGAACACCGAAGGCUCGUUCCGCUGCGUCUGCAGGAGAGGAUACGUCAUGUCCCGCAGACGCAACCACUGCAUCGCCGCUUAGACCCGACUCAGCAGGCCAAUCCAUACCGGACUGAUGUAUUUAGUUGUUUCUGUUUGCACUAAACCGCCCCAAGACAGAACAGUUUGUCCUGCAGACCCGUUUAGCGUCACGCUGUCCUCCAGCUUAUCCUGGGGAGAUUCUUCCUCAAUAAUCACACCACAUGCAUCCCCACCAUGGAGCCAAACGCAGGCUGCUUCUGCCCAUCAAAGCUCUUUUUUUAAUUUUCUAAAGGCACAUAUCAGUUGUACAACUUUUCCUCAUGGGUCAAGAUUUCAGGUCAUGACAGUUAUGAGUUAUUUCCAUGCCAAAAAUAAGCCAAGGUAGCCGACAACAGAGCUGCACACUGCAGAAGAGCCAUGAAAUGUGUCUAAUGCUAAACUUGGGCAUCGAUGCAUGAAACAUUAGCUACAUCUGCAUAGACAAUAGUAAUCGUAAUAAUAAAGGGCCGAUCGGAAUAAAAAUGUUUCAUGUAAAAACGCUAAUCGGAAUAUUGUGAUCGGAUUAAACUCAAUCAGAAUGAAGUUUUAUUCUGAAUUGGCCGUAAACGCUUGUCAGGAUCAAGUUAUCCUGAAAGUAGCAAACUUAGUGCACAUGUGUGCCCAACGUAAGCGUGACGUAUUUCUGCGUUGGUGAAUGGCGGAAAUACGUCAGGAAGCAAAACUGUCUGUCCUCCCGAUACAACUUUCCUGUUUGCGACAUUAAAAGAGCUCAAAAUUAUUUAUUCAGUAAAGUUUCAGCUGUAACUAGAAGCUAGAUGCUUGGAGGACAAACGAGCUCGUAUGAAACUUUGUUUGAUAUCAUUUGUUGUUCAGCAAAGACGGAAGUUCUUCAUCUUCUGUGUUUCUUUUAGGAAAAUUUGAUAAUUGCUUAUGUCAGAGGGGAUCUCCUCUGAAUAAAGCCAGGAGCAUAAAAACACA
Messenger RNA from Fundulus heteroclitus (mummichog), 6418 nucleotides. RefSeq names its product latent-transforming growth factor beta-binding protein 1. Gene Ontology annotation, molecular function: calcium ion binding. Lineage: Eukaryota; Metazoa; Chordata; Actinopteri; Cyprinodontiformes; Fundulidae. The record is from RefSeq and is a predicted model, not a curated record.